AUGAGCACAAAAGCACAUAUCAUCGACUUUGAGAAGCAAAACCCUAUUGAUCGGGGAACCGGUGUGAAAACCGUCCCGUUAGCCGGUAAAUGGAUUGAUUCCACGUCACUCACCAACGGCGUGACAAUGUUUGACCCCGGCGCAGCAAUCGCACGCCACUACCACAACUGCGAUGAAUCCGUUACGAUUCUUGAAGGCGAAGCCUCCUGUGAGGUUGAUGGUGAGGUCUUCGCCAUGAAAGCCUUAGACACGACAUUCGUUCCCGCUGGCAUCCCGCAUCGGUUCUGGAAUGAAAGCGACGCACCCAUGAAAAUCCUAUGGACCUAUGCUUCUGUCAGCGUGACCCGCACCUUUACAGAGACAGGCGAAACCGUGGAACACUUGUCACCGGGCGAUCAGGCGGUUGUCAAAUAA
This is a messenger RNA of Geodia barretti, 414 nucleotides long. Lineage: Eukaryota; Metazoa; Porifera; Demospongiae; Tetractinellida; Geodiidae. The record is from the annotation of a GenBank genome assembly.